Messenger RNA from Rhipicephalus microplus (southern cattle tick), 2250 nucleotides. Its product is annotated as disintegrin and metalloproteinase domain-containing protein 10. NCBI's taxonomy places the organism in Eukaryota, Metazoa, Arthropoda, Arachnida, Ixodida, Ixodidae. Gene Ontology annotation, molecular function: metalloendopeptidase activity. The record is from RefSeq and is a predicted model, not a curated record. Gene Ontology annotation, cellular component: plasma membrane. Gene Ontology annotation, biological process: membrane protein ectodomain proteolysis; Notch signaling pathway.
AUGCAGGCCGCGCGAGUGCUGAACCGAUUCGUGCGCCACUACGAGCCACUGUCCUACGAGCCUGUUGGUGUUCGCGCAUUGGGGCGCUGGAAACGCUCUGCCACCGCUCAUCGGCACGACAACAGCAGGGCACGGACGGUGCAGGUCGCAUUCAGAGCUCAUGGAAGGGAGUUUCGGCUUCAGUUGACCCAGGACCGAUCUGCCUUCACUGAAGACUUCUCGCUGGUAACGAGCCGAGGGCGAGUGAAGGCCAGCUUUGAUCACAUAUACUCCGGCCACGUUGCAGGUGCCCCGGGUAGCCGCGUGGUGGGCGCCAUGAUGGACGGAGUCUUCAGCGGACGCAUCUCUCUGACUCCUGGCGACGACGACGGGGACUUCUACGUGGAGCGUGUCGAUUCUUACCUCUCCUCCUCCCCCUCCUCACCUACUGCCCUCUUCCACUCGCUCAUCUACGCGGCCAAGGACGUCAGCUUCGAUGGCACCGGAUGCGGAGUGCGCGGACACGCGCAGGACGUUCCCGUCGGCAUACGACGUCCACACGGGCGUGCAUCGUCAAAGAAUUCGGAACUGAGACGAGCCAGACGCUCCACAGCAACAGCCGUCGUGGGGCAUCCAGAAUCGCAGGACCCCCUUGCCGACGUCAGCAGCAUUGGCUCCGUGUCGACAAAUGCCGGUGCGAACCAGCGGCUGACAGCACGGCAGAUGUCCUUUGAAGCUCGACCGGCAGGCGCUCGUAUCCGCAAGGGCGUGCAGCGGGUGUGCAACAUCGAGCUCAUCGUCGACCACACCUUCUACGAGAUGGUGUCGUCAGAUAUGAACGGCGAUCCGAACAAGAUCCAAGCGGCUAUCACGAGCCUGGUGCAUACGCACGUCGCCUCUGCGACGGAAAUCUUCGGGACCACAAAUUUCAAUGGCAUCACGGACAUCUCUUUCGUCGUUCAGCGCUUGCAGAUCAACGACUCCAGUGAUUGCCAGGGCUCGGUGCGCCGCACGAAUCCCUUCUGCGCCGACACCCUGGAUGCAACGCACACGCUUGUCGAGCUGUCCAAAAUUAACCACGACAACUUCUGCGUCUCAUACCUGUGGACGUACCGUGACUACCCCGGCGGCACACUGGGCCUCGCGUACGUCGCAGAGCUCAACGGUAUGCCAGGUAAUGCUGGCGGCCUUUGCGAGAAGUUCCAGUCGGACGUGGCACUGCAGCUGACCUCGGACUACAUGGGCCGGGUCAGCCUGAAUACGGGUAUCGUCACGUUCGUCAACAAGAACGUGCGCGUGCCCCACCGGGUCUCCGAGGUCACUUUCGCCCACGAACUGGGACACAACUUCGGCGCACAGCACGACCCUCCAAAGUGCGUUCCUGGGGGCAGCGUGGGCAAUUUCCUGAUGUUCGCCAGCGCAUCUCAAGGCACGAUGCCCAACAACCGGCGCUUCUCCGUAUGCAGCAUCCACGACAUCGCGGCUAUUCUGGCGCACAUGUUCUCGGAACAGAGUACCCGCUCGAACUGCCUCCAAGGUGUCCGAGGCCCGUUCUGCGGCAACUCUAUACGGGAGGAGGAUGAAGAAUGCGACUGCGGCUACGACUGGAACGAGUGUCGCGAGAUGUGCUGCUAUCCACGCGAGCAUGGCCAGCUCAACCGCAAAGGUUGCACGCUUCGACCGGAUGCCAAAUGCAGACUUACUCUCAGCGGUUGGAGCGGCGAGUGUCCCACCUCACCGCACAAGCGUGACGGCGUAUUCUGCAACCACGGCACGCAGGCCUGCGAAGGUGGUGAGUGCGUGCGCUCCGUCUGCAGCCUUUACGACCUCGAAGAGUGCUACCUCACGGGACCCCAGCGCACGCCGGAGGAGAUGUGCCUCAUAGCAUGCCGAGAGAACGUGUCGGGAAGCGUGUGCAUGGAGGCGUGCCACUUCGAGCGCAUGAAGGACUUCUGCAACAAGAAACUGGAGCCAGGCGCACCGUGCGACGACCUACGCGGCUACUGCGACGUCUUCCAACGGUGCCGCCUGGUGGACGCCGAGGGGCCACUCUCCCGUCUGCACUGGCUCGUUUUUGGAGGACGCGGCCUGCGCAACGUACUCUUGCACUACUGGUAUCUCACGGCGUUGGCCAUCCUGGCGGGCAGUGGGCUCACGGCGCUCUUUAUCAAGCUGUGCGCCGUACACACGCCCAGCAGCAACCCGCACCUGAAGAGACACCGCGCCAUCGGCGAGUCCGUGCGGAGACCCAUGAGUUUGCUGCGCACGUGA